Molecule: messenger RNA, 780 nt
Organism: Peronospora farinosa
Lineage: Eukaryota; Oomycota; Peronosporomycetes; Peronosporales; Peronosporaceae
Source: the annotation of a GenBank genome assembly
AUGAGCUCCGUUAGCUCCGAGGUGGACCGCCGAGUUGUACCGGACGUGGCUACAGCGUUGCUUACUGUCAAAAUUGGAGAUGUCUCACGUACAUCUCGCAAGCAUCUGGCAAUUAUCACCUUUGGUUUUCUAUUGUCGGAAGGGCUCGAUGUAUUCCGUGCCAAAGCAGAUUCGUGCACGGAUAAGGCACUGGGCAAUGUCCAGGGCGAAUGCCAUGUGCGCGAAGACCAGGCGAUCUAUAUGCGCCCGGGCGCUUACUCUAAACAGGCGGAGCUAGUGGAGAUCACGUCUAGUAACUUUGAAAGUCGUGUGGCCAGGAGCUACAAAAAUUACCUCAAACGUAAGACGGAUGAGCCGUUCCAGUGCGAAAUCUACGUGUACGUCAAAAAGGUUGCGCUGCCAAGACGUCGACGAGUGAAGGAGGCAGUUGUUACCACUGCAAUAGCAGAGCAAGUAUUGCAACAUGGAGACUUUACACAGAGCGAACGAUUAGCUGGUGAAAUGUUGGGGCCUGGUACUGUUGUCUCGAAAGACGUGCUGGGAUGUAAGCGGAAGCGGUCAGUGGGCUCCGAAGAGGAAGAGGAGCACGAGACCCUGCAGGAACAUCAUGUCGAUGACAGUUACUAUCGGACGGUGCGGAUGAUUAUGAACGGGGCUGUCGUGCCGAUGCAAGUCAAUAUGCAGGAUUUACUUGUCUGCUUUGCGUCAUUUCAGCAGCAAACGCUGUUUAACUCCACUGGUGAAGAUGUUCUCCGUGACCACGACCAAGGUGCCCAUUAA